Molecule: messenger RNA, 1110 nt
Organism: Procambarus clarkii (red swamp crayfish)
Lineage: Eukaryota; Metazoa; Arthropoda; Malacostraca; Decapoda; Cambaridae
Product: dynein axonemal assembly factor 11-like
Biological process (GO): outer dynein arm assembly
Cellular component (GO): cytoplasm
Molecular function (GO): protein binding
Source: RefSeq, a predicted model, not a curated record
AUGGUAAGAAUUACGUCAGAACUCGUCCGAAAGCGUGCCGAACACAACGAUGGGGAGCUCGAUACCCUCGAGGAGCUCUCUCUUCACCAGCAAGAUAUUGAGAAAAUCGAACAUCUUCAUCGCUGGUGUCCGCGCCUGCGCAUUCUCUACCUCCAAGGCAACCUUAUUAGCAAGAUUGAGAACGUGGGACGCCUGCGAGAGCUGGAGUACCUCAACCUGGCCCUCAACAAUGUGGAGAGGGUCGAGGGCCUGCAGCGGUGCGAGGCCCUUAGGAAGCUGGACCUCACGGCCAACUUCAUCUGCGACCUCACCUCCGUCAGCAGCCUACAGGACCUGCCCAACCUCACGGAAUUGUACUUAACAGGUAACCCGUGCACCGCGUACCGUGGGUACCGGGACUGGGUACUGUGUAACUUGCCUGGACUGGAGGAGUUAGAUGGGACCUCCAUCAACAGAUCAGAGCGACUUAGGGCUCUCCAAGGCCUGACCCUGGCUCAGUCAACCGUCAAGGUCGACCAGCAACAGGCUCUUGAGGCAAGAACAAGGGAGAGAGAAGAAUACAAACGAAGCCUCAUGGAGAAGGACCAGGAGGACUUUAAGAACGAUGAAGAAUGGUGGAAAGAAGCCAGCUAUCAUACGCCAGAAUCCCGCCUCGCCACCCACAGACGCCUCGCCCUUCGGCGCCAACGGGAAACCAACGCCACUAACGAUAACUCCACUAAGAAGAGAGAGGUGAGGCUUUUUACUAGUGACGGCCGACCUCUUAACGUCAAUGCGGCUAAACUCGAGUUCCACUUCACCGAGGACGAGCAGAGCAACUCCUUCAUCCUCAAGGUCGACACCUACAAGUACCUGGAUGCUUCCCUGGUGGCGUGCGAUGUGGAGCCUUGGUACGUACGGGUGACGGUACGGGGCAAGGUGCUCCAACUGGUACUCCUGGAGGAGGUCAGGUCGGACCGAGCCACGGCCCACAGGUCACAGGUCACUGGCCAGCUCCUCGUCACUAUGCCCAAGGUCAGUAGAUACCCUCUGGGGUCAGAUUCACAAACAUUUAUACUUACGACACCUCUUAUUUUCAUCAUGGCGGCUUUGUUUAUGGUUUUCUUGUGA